Messenger RNA from Hydractinia symbiolongicarpus, 816 nucleotides. RefSeq lists its product as uncharacterized. Gene Ontology annotation, molecular function: nucleic acid binding. The record is from RefSeq and is a predicted model, not a curated record. The coding region runs from base 1 to 816 and encodes 271 amino acids. NCBI's taxonomy places the organism in Eukaryota, Metazoa, Cnidaria, Hydrozoa, Anthoathecata, Hydractiniidae. Gene Ontology annotation, biological process: DNA integration. The transcript has a single exon.
AUGUCAAAAGCAUCACAUAUUGUUACGGAAGAGGAGGAUGAAAAAUUAGGCCAAAUUUACUAUAUGCUAGAACAUCUGUGGACCGGGUACAAGGCUAUUAAAUUGCUCGCUGCGGAAGCUGGUCUAUCAAAAAAGAAGGGCACCCACUGGCUAUCCAGGCAGCUGCUCUGGCUCCGGCACAUCAAUGAUCCAAAACGUAUAAACUACCCCCAUUUUACCGUUACAACACCCAACGAAAUGCAUCAAUUCGAUCUACUGUACAUGCCCCACGAUAAGCUGUAUGGCAAUACCUACAAAUAUAUCCUGACGGGUAUUGACGUGGCUUCACGAUACACAGUAGAAUGGCCCCUGCGAACUAAAGAAGCCAGCGAAGUUGCAGGUAUGAUCCAAGAUAUAUACAAGGCAGGACCUUUACACUACCCAGAAACCUGCCAGUGUGACAAUGGUUCUGAGUUCAAAUUAGAUGUUAACAAGCUAUUGGAAGGCAAGGGGGUUGAAAUUAAGCGGGCCACCACGAAAUACCACCAUACAUUUACGGCCUUUGUAGAGGCUUAUAACAAGGUACUCGCGGAAAGACUCUUUAAGCCUCAAGAUGCACAGGAGUUGGCUUCUAAUGAGACUAGCAGUAUAUGGGUGAAAAACCUAUAUACCAUCGUCAAAAGUUUAAAUAAUACCAAGACUGCCAUGAUUGAGAUGAAACCCAGCAGAGCGAUUAAACUCGAAGAUGUCCCACUUGCAAAAAGUCAGCAAUAUCCCGAAGAGAGACCCCUACCUGAGGAUGGAUUGUACUUAUAUUUGCUACAACCCGGAGAAUAA